CUUCAGGUAACUUAAACUAUCCCGUUCGGUUUAACUUUAUACACAUUCUUUCGCCAUUUAAUACAACUGGGUCGAAACCGCAUUGUCAAAUAACCAUCGGAGCAAAACAGAAUUCUAAAUGGAAGGGUAAUCGCACCCAACAUGGCCGCUGUUUCUGAUGUAUAUAUUGAACAAUGAAUUCAAAAUGAAAUCUAGUUAAAUUAAAUCGAAAGUGCUAGGUGAUAAAGGAAUUAACUAUAUUUGCUUUAGGAUACAUGUAUAGUGAAAGCUGAGAUAAACAGUUACGUUUUAUAUCGAUAUAGUAUCAUUAGUUUGUUUGUCAAUAUAUGAAACACUAUUUUAUCCUGUUUGGAAUUUGACAAAUGGUUUGCUAAUCGUUAGAAAGUUGGUUAUAUUUCAAUUUUACUUUGAUUGUUAUGGAUUAAUUGGCCAAUAUGGCUGAGAGAAGGUCUAAGAAUAUUAGUAAUAUAUCUGUUACAAAGGAACGAGCUGUGCCAUCGAAAAUAUCAGCCUCAGCUUUUGAUGAUGACGACCGCCAUUUUGACACGUCACUUGCAGCUGACGAGACGUCGAACAGGACCAGUAUUAAGCGGGGAUCAACAUCUACUGACAUUGCGGAGCUUAAUCCAAAAUUUGGUACAAGUACAUUGUCCAAAUCAGCACCCAUAGCAGAAAAAGUGGCUGCUGCACUCAAUGAGCAGGCCAACGCUGAAGAAAAUGGACUCACUAAUGGAAAUGGAAGUACGGACAGAGACUCUGAAGGCCAAUCUAGUAUUCAUUCAGAUGAGAUUGCUUCAUCCACCAGCUCUUUUGAACUAAGUGACCCGUCAUCAUCCAGUAGUAGCUGGGCAAAGUUUGCUCAGACAUAUUUUCAGACAAAAGGUUGCCAUAGUUACAGUUGUUCAUCCUUACAACAACCACUUCUUCCCAAGAAAGACAGAAGUGACCACUUGGCAUCUUUGGCAUCAUGGGUGACAAUUUUACGAAUAAUGGGAGAUCUUCCGGAUGCAGAUGUUGGUGAUACAUUGGCAGUAGCAGGGACUGCACCUGCUGUUGUAACCACAGUUAGAGAAUACUUCCAAAAAAAAUAUACAAAGAAAGACGUUGAAGAAACACAGAAAAGAUACUCAGAGCUGUUUAAAGACCCUGCACAUUCUGGAGUAACCAGUAUUCCAUUUUUACCUGAAAGAAGUGGUGGUAUGUUAGACAAAGUACAGUAUGUUACAGCAUUAGGAAUAUACAGACCAGAAAUCAGAGAUGAAUUAUAUUGCCAAGUUUGCAGACAAUUAACUAAUAAUCCUUCGAGAAACAGCACAGUCAGAGGUUGGGUUUUAUUAAGCUUGUUUGCUGGCAGCUUUGCACCAUCAGAACGGCUUGCCCCAAGUUUCCUACAGUUUUUAAAAGACAGUUCUCCAGUGUUUGCAGAAAAGGUAGAGAGAUUGGUUAGAAGGACCUUUAUUUCUGGUACACGUGGGUUUCCACCUAGUUGGUUGGAGUUUCAGGCGGCUAAGAAUGGAAAACCAAUAUUAAUUCCUAUAGCUUUGAUGAACAACCACAGAAUGUUAGUAACUGCUGAUUCUGUAACGACUGUUCAGGAACUUUGCCAUCAGAUCUGUGAUAGAAUAGGAAUAACAGAUGAUUCAGGCUUUUCUGUAUAUAUAACAUUGAUGCAAAGGAUAUCUUGCCUUGGUCAUGGUUUGCAUCGAAUUAUGGAUGCAGUUGCUGAAUGCGAACAGAACACAAAACAAAUGGGCAUGAGAGAAAGCAGUUCAGCUUGGAGACUUUAUUUCAGGAAAGAAUAUUUUGUUCCAUGGCAUAAUGCAAAAUUGGAUGAAAUUUCUACUGAACUUGUUUAUCACCAAGUGAUGAGAGGAAUAUCUGUUGGUGAAUACAAGUGUGACAAGGAGGAAAUUCUAGUCUUGAUGGCGGCUCAAAGAUAUUUUUGUGAAUCUCAAGAUAGUUUCGAACCAAUGAACUUGACAUCAUUUUUAAAUUCAUGGCUUCCAGAGGAAUCUAAAAAAGCAAAAGACAUGGCCUUUUGGGAAGAACAAGUGAAAAAGGCUAUUAAAGAAGAAUUUCCAAAAGGAAAAAAAGUGACAGCCGAAUCUCUUAGAGCUGACAUUGUGACAUAUGCAAAGGAUAAAUGGCAUUCGCAGUUUUCUAGGUUUUAUGAUGCAUCAAAAGUUAUAUCACCUGCAAUGACAUUACAGAAUGGAAUAGUUGGUGUAAAUUCAAAACAAAUUGAUAUUAUGGACGAAAAAGAAAAUGCGCGAAACCAUUUAACAUUUCUUGAAAUUGGAACUGUAUCGAGAACAAGGAAUUCGACGACCAUCACCACUUUGAGCGGUGAGGAAUAUGUUAUGCAUUCAAAUCAUUCAGAGGACCUCCAUUCUCAUCUCACACAAUUCUUAGAAGGAUUAAAGCGGAAAUCAAAAUAUGCUGUAGUUGUUCAGGAUUCAUCCCAGUUGGAAGGUGCAAUAGGUGUGAAUGUAGCCAAAGGAGAUUUAGUUAUAUUAGAUGGACCUUACGAAAAUUAUAUAGAUGCAGAUAUAAUUACGGGCAUGUGCAAACGUACGGACAAGAUAAGUGUGAUGCCACGUGAUUUGCUCUACAUACUUCCUACCCCUGAUGAACCUGCAGCUGACUCAAUGGGUAUGCUCACUAUGCAACUGAAAAAGGAUCCAACAGUAUUUAUUAAUUUAUCAGCUAGUGAAAAGACAGAACACACACUGGAAGCGUAUUCCAAAGUUCAUUUUCGACCUACCAAUGACAAUACUGUAACUAAGGUGCUGAAACAGGUAUCUUUUAGAAAAGAAAAGUCAACAACGCCUUGGCAAUUCUCAAAAGACCCAAUCAAGAAGCCAUUGCUACGCAAAACAGCAUUUAAAGAAGAACUACGAUCAACCAGUUGUCGAUGCUUUUUAGCUAUUCAGCAAUAUAUGGGAGACGCUAUCAAUAAGGACAGACUUGCCGAGUCAGAUAUAGUGAAUAACUAUAUUAUUAAUCCGGCUAUAAGAAGCCGUCACAUUCGAGAAGAAGUUUACUGCCAGUUAAUAAAACAGCUGACAAAUAAUCCUGACAAGGGAAGUCUAGAAAAAGGAUUCAAACUAUUAUACUUCUUGACUUCGACUGUGUCCCCAAGCUAUGAAUUAACCCAACACUGUGAAGCAUUUUUACGAGGAAACAAACACAAGUUGGCGAAGAUUUGCUUGGAUAGUUUGCGACGAACUAAGGAAGAUGGCUGUAGACGUUAUCCUCCUCAUACAAGGGAACAUGAAUCGUUCAGCUAUACUACUCAAAAGAUUUCUAUUCAGAUACGGUUUCCAUUUGGAGAACAGCAGACGUUUGACAUUGAACCAACAGAAAGAGUGGGAAGCUUUCGAAACAUGAUUGCUAACAAACUUGGCCUUGCAGUUGCAGAAGACUACGGGAUAUUCUUUGGAUUACAAGACAGAGGUUCCAACCUUUACUCAUCAUCUUUGGCUGUGUUGAUAAAUGCUAGAGAAACAGAAUAUUUCAUGGAUGCUCUUACACACGUAGAAAGGUUUUGGUUACGGCAACCGGAACCAAUUUCGCCAGGAACAUCAAGCACUACACAGAAAGUGGAUCUUACUAUAUUCUUUAUGAAGAAGCUGUGGGUUGAUGCUGUUCCAGGAGAGGAGGUGUUAUCAGAUGUUGAAUUUCAUUUUCCACAGGAAGUGCCAAAUUACCUUCGCGGCUAUCAUAAAUGUAAAAUGGAGGAAACUGUGAAACUGUCAUCUUUGUUAUACACUGCUCAGCAUGGUCAGGAUAUGACUGCUUUAAAGAAUUUAGAAAAGGACCAAUCGUUUUUAAUUCCACAAACAAUGCAUGGUGAAAAGCCAGGUAGUGAGUGGAAAUCACUUAUAGAAAGUAAUUUACAAAAUUACAAGUCCAUGAAGUCAGAAGACGCCAAAAUUGAAUUUCUGAAAAUAUUGAGUACUCUUCCCACCUAUGGAUCCGUUUUCUUUGAAGUGAAGCAAAGAAGUGUAAAGACUUAUCCGAAGAAUAUUUUGCUAGCUGUUAACAAAGAUGGUGUUAUAUUUCUUGAUGCAAGUAAUAAGGGUAUACUGGCAAGAUAUGGUUACAACAAGAUUCCAAACUGGGCUUAUGAUGAAAACUCAUUUACAUUGGUUGUUGGCGAAUCAUCCAGUGCUGUUAAGAUUUACUUAGAAACAAAUGUGGGCCAUAAUUUAGAUGAUAUUGUUAUGUGCUAUGUUGCCUGGAUGAUGAACAAGCACAUUAAGAAACGACCCAGUGCAGCUGGUGUUACUGUUGGAGAGUCCUCCUGUUGAUCAAUAACUCACAAGUUUUAUUAUAUCAUUAUAAAGAUCUAAUAUAUUAUCGGGAAAUUUUCGUAUAUCCUUAUUUUAAUUAUUUGUAAAAGAUAUGGAGAUAUACCGUUAAGUAUGAAUGUAUUAACAUAGCAUGAUAAACACGAAGACAUAGCCCUUGAAAUAUGGUUGCCAAAUUUAUUUGAUUUCUUUGGAACGCAUUAAUCACCACAAUCAAAGGAAAUCAUUCACUCUGCUGAAUAAAAUAACAACAUAAGUUUAUAAAUAAACUUUAUUUUGUUUGGGUUAUUUGCCAGAAUGAAUUUCUAUUCUUUAAAAAAGAGACUUGUGAUAAGUGUAAUAUCAAUUAUAAAAGUGUUUAUGUGAUGACAAUAAACUUUAGUUUAAUGCUAUAACGUUUUUUCUAAUUUCUUGAUAAAAUCAGUGUAUAUACGUUUAUUUUAUUUAUGAUAUAUAGUCAGCCAGUUAUUGUGUUCAUUGAAUGUCUUGUUUUGAUAUACAUAUUUUACUUCCACUCACUCAUUUUAAUCCACAUCAUAUAUGAUUAUAU
Mytilus trossulus (common blue mussel) is the source of this 4863-nucleotide messenger RNA. Its product is annotated as myosin-VIIa-like. The coding region runs from base 435 to 4313 and encodes 1292 amino acids. The transcript is spliced from 28 exons. NCBI's taxonomy places the organism in Eukaryota, Metazoa, Mollusca, Bivalvia, Mytilida, Mytilidae. Gene Ontology annotation, cellular component: cytoskeleton. The record is from RefSeq and is a predicted model, not a curated record.